Messenger RNA from Ustilaginoidea virens, 1359 nucleotides. RefSeq lists its product as uncharacterized. Gene Ontology annotation, cellular component: mitochondrion. Lineage: Eukaryota; Fungi; Ascomycota; Sordariomycetes; Hypocreales; Clavicipitaceae. The record is from RefSeq and is a predicted model, not a curated record. The transcript has a single exon. Bases 1 to 1359 code for a protein of 452 amino acids. Gene Ontology annotation, biological process: mitochondrial tRNA threonylcarbamoyladenosine modification.
AUGCCGCUCCGCCCGCCAUGCCGGCCUCGCCCACGUCCCCGUCUCGCCGCCCGACCGCACGGCACACGCACACGCGCCCGCGCGCUGCUCACCCUCGCCAUCGAGUCCUCGUGCGACGACACCGCCGUGGCGAUUCUCUCGCGCACCGCCGCCCGCACGGCCCUCGUGUUCAACGAGCGCGUGAGCUCGGAUAACCGCGCCUUUGGCGGCGUGCACCCGGUCGUCAGCGUGCGCGGCCACAACGCCAGCCUGGCGCCGCUGGUGCGCCGGGCGCUGGCGGCGCUCGCGGAGGAGGAGCCCGGCAGGAGCAAGCCCGACGUGGUGUGCGUGACCCGCGGGCCCGGCAACAUGGCCAACCUGGCCGUCGGGCUCAACAUGGCCAAGGGGCUGGCGGUCGCGUGGGGCGCGCCGCUCGUGGGCGUGCACCACAUGCAGGCGCACGCGCUGACGGCCCGGCUGGCCGGGGCGCUGGGCCGGGACGGCGGCGGCGGCGGCGGCGGCGGCAUCGGCUGCGGCGUCGUCGACUUCCCCUUCCUGAGCCUGCUGGUCUCGGGGGGCCACACGCUGCUGGUGCACUCGGUCGGGGUGGCGGACCACCGCGUCGUCGCCGCCACGGGGGACAUUGCCGUCGGCAACAUGCUGGACCAGACGGCCCGCGUGAUCCUGCCGCCCGAGGUGCUGGCCGCCAGCCCGGACGUCAUGUACGGCCGCCUGCUCGAGGCCUUUGCCUUUCCCGACGGCGGGGGCGAGGGCGAGGGCUACGCCGCCUUCUUCCGCCCGGCCGCCUCCCGCCGCGACGAGAUGGACCCCGCGCCGACGCCGUACGCGUGGACGGUGCCCCUGCCCUUCCGCGAGUCGCGCCGCCUGGCCUACUCCUUCUCCUCCAUCCACGCCGUCGUGCACCGCAUCGCCGCCGCCGCCGCCGCCGCCUCGCCCGGCGGCAUGGACGUCGCCCAGCGCCGCUGCCUGGCCCGGCACACCAUGCGCGCCGCCUUCCAGCACCUGGCGUCGCGGCUCGUCGUCGCCCUGCAGGACCGGCCGGACCUGGCCGCCGCCGCCGCCGCCGCCGCGGGCACCCUCGUCGUCGCCGGCGGCGUCGCCUCCAACCGCUUCCUCGUGCACGUGCUGCGGGAGACGCUCGCGGCGAGGGGGUUCCCCGGCGUGCGGGUCGUCGCGCCGCCCGCGGACCUGUGCACCGACAACGCCGCCAUGGUGGCCUGGGCGGGCGCCGAGAUGUUCCGCGACGGCUGGCGCUCGGACCUGGGCAUCCUGCCGGUGGGCAAGUGGCCGAUGCAGACGGACGAGGGGGGGAACGGCAUCCUGGGCAUGGACGGAUGGCUGAGGACAGAGGGGGGGUGA